Camponotus floridanus (Florida carpenter ant) is the source of this 2920-nucleotide messenger RNA. Its product is annotated as piwi-like protein Siwi. Gene Ontology annotation, cellular component: P granule. The transcript has 12 exons. Gene Ontology annotation, molecular function: piRNA binding; protein binding. Bases 130 to 2655 code for a protein of 841 amino acids. Gene Ontology annotation, biological process: regulatory ncRNA-mediated gene silencing. Lineage: Eukaryota; Metazoa; Arthropoda; Insecta; Hymenoptera; Formicidae. The record is from RefSeq and is a predicted model, not a curated record.
UCAUCCGCCGAGUGAAAAACCACAGUCACUUCGAUACAGGUCAUAGCAGUGAGUGGAUGUAUUAACGUGUUUUGGAAGCUUUCUAGUUGUGAAACCUAAUCAUUUUAAGGUCAUACAAGGAUUUCAAAUAUGUCUCGUCAAGGAGAUAGAGGUUUUGACCCCUCUGAGCCAUCAACUAGUGGACGUAAGAAACCUUACUCUAGACCUUCAGAAUCAGAAUAUUCUGUAAAAGGAAUAGUAAAGGAUAUCCGCCAUGAAGAUGGUGCAAGUACAUAUUCAUCACAAUCCACUGUUCCUGUAAAAAUUAAAUCAGAAAGUGGAGAUGCUGCAUCGACAAAAGAAACACGUGGUCGACGCAAGAUGGAAAUUAUUUAUGUCACUAAACCAGCAAAUUUAGUAACUAAAAAAGGAACGUCUGGGAGACCUGUAUCAUUGCAAACAAAUCAUUUUAAAGUACCUACAGUACCUGAUUGGUGUCUUUAUAAAUAUCGUGUUGAUUUUGAACCAGAAGAAACUCGUACAUAUAUUAAAAAAGGUUUGCUUAGACUUCAUAAAGAAAAAGUUGGUGCCUAUAUCUUCGAUGGUACAAUCUUGUAUACAACCUGUCGUUUACCAGAUAAAGUGGAAUUGGUGUCUACUAGACAAUCUGAUGAUAUGCCUAUUAAAAUAGUUAUACGUUUAGUUGGAGACAUGAUGCGAGAUGAUCCACAUUAUAUACAAUUCUUUAAUAUAAUAAUGAGAAAAUGCCUAGAACAUUUAAAAUUGCAACUGGUUGGCCGUGAAUAUUAUGACGCUCGAAACAAGGUUAACAUACAUCAAUUUAGAUUAGAAUUAUGGCCUGGAUAUAUUACAUCUAUCAGACAAUAUGAACAUGAUAUACUAAUGUGCGCUGAAGUAACGCAUAAAGUAAUGCGUCAAGAAACUUUAUUAGAUAUAUUAAGUGAUUGCUAUAGACGUGGUGCGGAUUAUAGAAAAGAGUUUUGCAACAGUGUGAUUGGAAUUAUUGUACUUACGGAUUAUAAUAAUAAUACAUAUCGUAUCGAAGAUGUCGAUUUUGAUACAAGUCCUUCUUCAACAUUUUCUAUGAAAUCUGGAGAAAGUAUAUCUUAUCAAAAUUAUUAUAAAAAAAGAUACAAUAUCACAAUAACAAAUGGCACACAACCAAUGUUAGUGACAAAAACAAAAUCAAAGACAAGGAAUGCUGGUCAAGGAGAAUUUGUUUAUCUAGUUCCUGAAUUGUGCCGUGCCACAGGUUUAACUGAUAGUAUGAGAGAAAAUUUCCAUCUUAUGAGAGCACUAGCUACACAUACUCGUGUCUCACCCGACUCUCGAAUUGAAAAACUGAUGAGAUUUAAUAUUAGACUUCGUAAAGAGACAAAAGUUAUAGAUGAACUUAAAGACUGGAAUAUGGAAUUAGAAAAAAAUUUACUUGAAGUUCCUGCUCGUGUACUAGCUCCUGAAAGACUUGUAUUUGCUAGGAAUAAUAAGAUUAACUGUGUAGAAGGAGAUUGGACGAGACAAAUGCAAAGAGCACAUUUAUUCAAUACUGUUCAUUUGAAACAGUGGAUAGUAAUUGCAAACCAACGAGAUGAUCAGAGUGUAAAGAAGUUUUUGGCUAACCUAAGCACAGUAUCAAAUGGAAUAUCAUUUCGAUUUGAGUAUCCGCAAAUACAUUAUUUGCGCGAUGAUAAAUCGAGCGUAUAUGCCGAGAUUCUCGAACACAUUCUUAGCAGGAGUACGCCUGACUUAGUAUUCUGCGUAGUGAGCAAUAAUCGCGUUGACCGUUAUGCAGCAAUUAAAAAGAAAUGUUGUGUAGAUAGACCCGUCCCAUCACAAGUUAUGUUACAAAAAAAUUUGGACGGAAGAAAUGCCAUGACUAUUGCUACGAAAGUAGCGAUACAGAUGAACUGUAAAUUGGGCGGUGCACCUUGGUAUAUUGAAUGGCCCUUAAGAGGAUUAAUGACUAUUGGUUUUGAUAUAUGUCACGAUUCGAACACGAAGGGCAGAGAUUUUCUGGCAAUGGUGGCAACUAUCGAUCAAACACUGACGCGAUACUAUAGCUCUAUUACUUUAUAUCAUAAUAGCGAGGAGCUCGUAGAGCAACUUUGUACAAAUGUAUGCAAGGCUGUGCAAGCCUAUCGUUCUCUAAAUAGGGCUUUACCUAUGUACCUUGUAAUUUAUCGUGAUGGUGUCAGUGAAGGUCAAAUACCGCAGGUUUGCGAAAAUGAAGUAGAAGGUUUAAAAAAGAAGCUUGAAGAAAUAUAUUAUGGUCCAAAUUUCAAGAUGAUAUUUAUAAUUGUGUCUAAACGAGUAAACGUUCGACUUUUCGAGAAGAGAAACAAUCCUAAGAUUGGUACUGUCGUUGAUGAUGUUAUAACCAGCCCGUUUAAAUACGAUUUCUUUCUUGUAUCGCAAAAUGUCAGACAAGGCACUGUUUCACCAACUUCGUACAAUAUUAUUUCGGAUAAUACAAGCUUAAACGUAGAUGUGAUACAAAACUUAACUUACAAAUUAACACACAUGUAUUAUAAUUGCUCAAGUACCGUUCGAGUACCGGCGCCUUGUCAUUAUGCACAAAAGCUAUCGUUCUUAGUGGGACGAAUUCUUCAUCGACCUCCAAGUACGCAGCUGGAAAAUAAGCUGUAUUUCUUGUGAUAUAACAUAAAUAUGUCUUUUCAUUAUGGAUUUACUUGGUAUAUUAUGCUUAGUGUAUUAUACUUAGUAUAUUUUUAUAACUUUUAGAUGAUUAAGAAGACAGUGGUUAAAUGUGUUCAUGAUUUUAUUUUUAUAUAUCCUGGAGCUUGAUGUAUGCAAUACUAUUAGAUUAUAAGAUUUCCUAUAUAACAGUACCAAAUAUUGUUCCAAAAAGUCUAUUCUAUUUGAUUUAUUAUAAAUAGAUACACGAUAUUAACACAUUGUA